This is a messenger RNA of Echinococcus granulosus, 1044 nucleotides long. RefSeq lists its product as hypothetical. The transcript has 3 exons. Lineage: Eukaryota; Metazoa; Platyhelminthes; Cestoda; Cyclophyllidea; Taeniidae. Bases 1 to 1044 code for a protein of 347 amino acids. The record is from RefSeq and is a predicted model, not a curated record.
AUGCAUACUACUAGACCAUUAUUUAAACCCCUACCCCUCUGUCACGCAGUCGAUCUAGGCUGGCGCCUCCUAGUAAUGGCACACAAAAGAUCACAACGUAAAAUUGCCUACCUGCCACCUGCAGUAGGAUUGAAAAUAUGCCAAUUUCUCAAUGUCACGGAGUCGGUGAAUUUCUGCAUGAGUGUUCCGAGCAUGAGGUGGCUCCUUUCAGCACACCGAUUCACCGCUGAGCUGUGUCAGCGCAUUAACCAAUGGACCUGGCUGGACAAGCAUCUUUGCCACCUACUCUUCUCACAACCUUCACCAACUUCUUUCCAUAAUACUGCUGAAGCCAUUCGCUAUCAGCUGGAGCAAAGUGACGCCUGUCAGCGCCUUUUAUCCAUGCUUGAUCAAGAGCAGGGCCACAGGACUAUACACUUUCGUGUUUUGCCAGACUUUAAUGCAAGGCUGAUGUCGAAUUUGGAAAGAACAGUACAGUCGAAAGCACUGCACUUUAAAUCUACUGAUGACACUUCACUGAACAAGUUGUCAUUGCGCACACACAUCGUUUCUGUACAAGACUGCAUCUUCACUAGUGAUGCUGCUGAUAAAGAAAUAAGAUGCAUUUCCAAAAGAACCAUGCCUGAUUAUGGGCCCAUAGAUACCACACAUUCAAACACCCGAGAUGGACUGGACUACUACGACUGCAUAAUCUAUUUGGUAGACCCUUCGCGCUUCCUCGAGGAUGAUUUAACGGCCACCUUGGAAUCUCUUGCACCUCACCAAAUAUUGGUUGUUGCAGUCCUCAUCAAUGGAAGGAGAAACAAGUCAAGCGAGAUGGACUGUCUCGUGAGAUUCCUUCACGCCCUUGGCGACUUCCACAGCUGUCCACUGGCUGCUGCACCAACGAAUUGGCGACUGUGGUGUAUCAAGCUUCAUCGAAUGAACUCCAUCAACUGGUCUGAUCUACUAAAGUGGGCCUGUUACGACGUGAUCUGCAAAAGGAUUGAUAGUGGUGAAGAUGGCCACUCCUUACCGUCCAAGAGACAACGUAAAUCAUUGUAA